Messenger RNA from Eriocheir sinensis (Chinese mitten crab), 1474 nucleotides. Its product is annotated as zinc finger MYM-type protein 1-like. NCBI's taxonomy places the organism in Eukaryota, Metazoa, Arthropoda, Malacostraca, Decapoda, Varunidae. The transcript is spliced from 2 exons. The record is from RefSeq and is a predicted model, not a curated record. The coding region runs from base 50 to 1474 and encodes 474 amino acids.
UGAAGCUAAUCGUGGAAAGGGUCACACAAACUUUUUGUCAUCUACAAUAAUGGAAGAGGUUAUCAGCAUAAUGGGUGAACAACUCCUCAGAGAAAUUAUUUCCAGAGUUAAGAAGUCAAAAUACUACUCAAUCUCUUUGGACUCUACACCUGAUGCAGCCCAUAUUGAUCAACUGACCCUUGUAUUGAGGUACAUGGAGAAAGAUAGCCCUGUGGAACGCUUUGUAACCUUUAUGGCAAACAAAGGGCAUGGUGCUGAAGAUAUGUUCAAUGCUUUGAGGGAAUUUUUAAACACAUAUGACCUGGACCUUGGAAACUGCCGUGGACAAAGCUAUGACAAUGCAUCAGCAAUGAGUGGUAGGUACAAUGGUCUUCAAGCCAAAGUGAGAGAGAAGAACAAUCUUGCAUCCUGGAUUCCUUGUACAGCACAUUCUCUUAACCUGGUUGGUAAAAAUGCUGUAGAAUGCUGCUCAAGUGCUGUACAUUUCUUUGACUUCCUUGAAAAGCUGUUUGUCUUCUUCACAAUUUCAACCCAUCGGUAUCAACUUCUGGAUGAGGCUUUAAAAAAAAGUGAUUCAUCUUUGACUCUCAAACGUGUCACAACAACGCGCUGGUCCUGCAGAGCUGAUGCAACUAAGGCUCUUAAGCAUAAUUAUGAGCAGAUUAAGGAGGUUCUUAAGCAUAUUGUCGAUGACAUUGAAGAAAAAAAGUGUGUACGCUGUGAAGCAGAAGGACUGUUAAAACAGAUGAAUCAGCUUGAAACAGGAAUUUACACCACCUUCUGGAAUGAUAUUCUGCAAAGAACAGAUGCAACUAAUAAAACUCUUCAACACGCAAAACUUGAUCUAAAUACUGCUGUGGCAUCACUGACUAGCUUGAAGGAAUAUGUUGCAUCAAAGCGUGACUCCUUCCACACUUAUGAAAAAGAAGGUGAACAGCUGUCUCAGUCUGGAUCAGCUUAUAAGGCUGUAGAAUCUCGGCAGAAGCGACGCAAUGUGCGUCUUAACCCACUGGAUUAUGGACAUGCAGAAGAAGUGCAACUCAGCCCUUCUGAAAAAUACAGAACACAAACUUUCUUGCCUAUCAUUGAUCAGUUUGUAUCUUCUCUCGGUCAACGUCUGGAAGCAUACAAACAGAUAUCAAGUAAAUUUAGUUUUUUUAGACAUCUGCAAAGGCUUUCUUCAGAUGAACUUUGCGACGCAGCAGAGCAACUCAUCAGAUCAUAUCCAGAUGACUUGGAUAUAACAUUUAAGGAGGAACUGUGCCAGUUUGUCACAUUUGCUAAUAUAUUCACAGAUGAGGAGCCAACAGAUGUCAGCACUGAGCUUUUCCUGUAUAGACUUGUAUUGGACAAGGGUGUGCAGGACACUUUCCAAAUCAUAGAGAUAGCUCUGCGAAUAUACCUUGUCCUAAUGGUGACAAACUGCAGUGGGGAGCGCUCUUUCUCAAAGCUAAAGUUAAUUGAAAACAGGUGA